This is a messenger RNA of Salvia splendens (bonfire salvia), 339 nucleotides long. Its product is annotated as 2-hydroxy-palmitic acid dioxygenase mpo1-like. Gene Ontology annotation, biological process: sphingoid catabolic process. The annotation marks the transcript as partial. The transcript has a single exon. The record is from RefSeq and is a predicted model, not a curated record. Gene Ontology annotation, cellular component: endoplasmic reticulum. Lineage: Eukaryota; Viridiplantae; Streptophyta; Magnoliopsida; Lamiales; Lamiaceae.
AUGGGCAUGUUUGAUUUGGAGGAGCAGUUUACUUUCUACGGAGCUUACCACAACAACCCCAUCAACAUUGCUCUGCACACGGUCUUUGUUUGGCCAAUCCUCUUCACAGCUCUGCUUCUUUUGAAUUUCACACCGCCUUUAUUCUCUCAAUCCCCAAUUCUUUUGCUGGGCCAGAGUUUCUUGGUCCUCAAUUACGGCUUCUUGUCCACUUUGAUUUAUGCUCUGUAUUAUGUGAGUUUGGACAAAAAAGCUGGCUCUUUGGCUGCUUUCAUGUGUUUCCUGUGUUGGGCUGGAAGCAGUUUUCUCGGUCAUCGCCUCGGCUUUGCUUUGGGUUGGAAG